AUGAAGAACAGCGGUCAACGCGGGAUGAACCGGAGACAGCAGCGGCUGUACGGUCAGCGAAGGCGCCAGCUGGGCGAACGACGAGAGCUGGAAACUCGAAACGAACGCGAGCAGCAGUGGACGACACUGGUGUGCGCGACGUCACGAGUGGACUCGUGGUGGAGCGACGGAGACGGCGACGGCGCAACGGAGCCGGGCCGCACGUGCUCGAGUACGAGCUGUGUCCGUGCAGUGGCCCACGACGAUGAACGACGGGCGACGGUGAGUUAUGGCUCGACGCAGAUGGACGCUCACGAGCACGGAGGACGCCGGUGGCUCAAUACGAACGACUCAACAUGGACGACCGGGUCGUGGAAGACCCUGGGUAUGAGGAAGACGCGUAAGGAGGCCGACGACACGGCGAAGGACGAGACGGUGGGUGCAGCAACCACGCCGUGCGACGGCGUUGAAGUAGACGGCGGCGUGGGACGUGAAUCCGGCUGGCAUUGUGGUCGGCAGGAUCUGCUGCACGGUACCGAGGGAUCUACUGGAUCUUCGGGCCCGCUAGACUCCGCGAACCCCACGGCAGAGCUCACUUUGAGUUUUGACGGCCAGCGAGCAGGCCCGAGGAACGCACGUUUGGCAGCAAGCGCAACAAGCGGUGAACGGACGAACGACAGGUGGACGAAGGGCGGUGGACGCUAA
Messenger RNA from Phytophthora sojae, 684 nucleotides. RefSeq lists its product as hypothetical. The record is from RefSeq and is a predicted model, not a curated record. NCBI's taxonomy places the organism in Eukaryota, Oomycota, Peronosporomycetes, Peronosporales, Peronosporaceae. The transcript has a single exon. Bases 1 to 684 code for a protein of 227 amino acids.